Molecule: messenger RNA, 3189 nt
Organism: Leptopilina boulardi
Lineage: Eukaryota; Metazoa; Arthropoda; Insecta; Hymenoptera; Figitidae
Gene: e
Product: zwittermicin A synthase ZmaJ
Exons: 13
Coding region: 381-2951 (856 amino acids)
Source: RefSeq, a predicted model, not a curated record
CAUGAGAAGAGACAUUCUCUCGCGUCAGCCACGCCGAUAAUCAUCUGACAAAAGAUUUGUACCACUCACCAAAAUUAAUAAAAUUUAAUUACAAAAUCUUAUUAAAGAUUUAUAAGAAACAAAAAUAUAAUAUGCCUAAUAGUAAUGUUUCUUUUGAGUAAAAGAAAAUACAAUUCACUGGAUUAUUGAUUUAAAUUAUUCAUUUAACAAUUAAUUAAUAAGUUUAGUGAAAUUAUCGAACAGUUAAGAAGUGGGCGUAUCAAAUGAUAAGGUGAAAUGAGUUUCAAUCGCAGUUAAACUCUUAGUAUUGUGAUUUUAAUUACUGUGCUAAUUACGUGUUAAGUUCUUAGUGAUCAGUGUGUACAAGGAAUUAACCAACGAUGGGUUCUCUUCAACAACAAUCGAUACUAAAAGGAAGUAAUACUCCCUUCAGUGAUAAGAAGCAAUUAAUUCACAAUAUUCUAAUCGAAACUGCUACAAAAUAUCCAAAUCGAACAGCAAUUCUAUAUGAAGAUGGAAAUGGACAAGAAUUUUCGAUUUCAUAUGAAAAUCUUAAUAAAACUACUGAUCGAUUGGCAAAAACUCUUCGAAGAUAUUGCAAGCCUAAUAAUAAUUCGGAAAAUAUAAUUGCCGUUUGUUUAAAACCAACGGAGCGAUUACCAAUAAUUUUAACAGCAAUUCUCAAAUCGGGAAUGGCUUAUUUACCAUUGGAUUCUGAAUUUCCUGCCGGAAGAAUAAAACACAUUCUAAAUGAAUCACAACCGGCUAUGGUGAUUAUUGAAGAAGAAGAGGACAGAUCAAUAUAUCAAGGAAAUCAUUUAUCAACUUAUGAGCAACUUUUGGCCGAAUCAAACAAAGAAUGGGAGGAUCCAUUGAGAUUAAAAGAAAGUCCAGAACAACUUGCUAUUGUUUUAUAUACUUCAGGAAGUACUGGAAUUCCAAAAGGAGUAAGAUUACCCCAUACAGCAUUGUUGAAUCGUUUACAAUGGCAGUGGAGGGAAUUACCAUUUUCACCAACCGAGGAAAAAUGUAUAUUUAAAACAGCGUUAACGUUCGUUGAUAGUGCACCUGAAAUAUGGGGACCACUUUUACAAGGGCGUACAAUAGUUGUCAUACCGAGAGCACUAACAAAAGAUCCAGAAAAAUUUGUGCAAAUGCUCGAAAAACAUCAGAUCCAACGACUUGUUCUGGUGCCUUCUUUAUUAAGAUCGAUGCUAAUGUAUUUGAGCCUUGAGAAUAGAAAAGAUGCAUUAUCGACUUUAAAAUUAUGGAUAUGUUCCGGUGAAACGCUUCCCGUUAGUUUGGCACAAGAAUUCUUUUUGCGGUUUGGCAAUAAUGAAAAAUUAUUAGCCAAUUUUUAUGGAAGUACAGAAGUUAUGGGAGAUGUUACAUUUCAUUUAUUAAGCGAACAUUCACAAUUACAAGACAUUGAUAAAAUACCAAUAGGAAAACCGGUAGAUAAUUCUAUAGUUUAUAUUGUCAAUAAAGAGAUGAGAUUACUUCCUCAAGGAGAGGUUGGAGAAUUAGUGGUUGCAGGAAAAAAUUUAGCAGCUGGAUACAUUCGGGGUAGAGAUGCUCAUAAGUUUUUAGAUAAUCCUCAUGUUAUUGAUCCAGAAUAUUCAGUGAUUUUCCGUACGGGUGACUAUGCAAGAAUUGAUCGUGGUAUCGUUUAUUAUGAGGGAAGAACUGAUUCACAAAUAAAAAUCAGAGGACAUAGAGUUGAUUUGUCUGAAGUCGAAAAAGCUUUUCUAAAUGUCUCGGAAGUUGAUAAAGCAGUUGUAUUGUGUUAUAAACCGGGAGAACUUUCACAGGCACUGGUAGCAUUUGUAACUGUAAAGGAAAAUAAUAUUUCUAGUCAACAAAUCGAAUCUUUUCUGCAAACACUUCUAGCCCCUUAUAUGGUACCGCAAGUUAUCAUCGUCGACUCUAUACCACUGUUAACUAAUGGAAAAACAGAUAGGCAAACUCUCUUAAAAGAAUACGAACUGUCGUCCCAUAACGACAAUCAUAUAGCUAUCGACUGUGAUUAUUCUGGAGUUCCAGAAGAAGAUAUGGCAAAAGCCGAAGUUUUAUUUCCAACAGUUGCUUCGGUAAUUGGACGAAGUAGUCGACAUGCAAUUACAAUUGAUUCGAAUUUUUAUCAUUUGGGUGGAAAUUCAUUGAAUUCUAUUUACACUGUGACAAAAUUAAAAGAUCAAGGUUAUGAAAUUAGUAUAACAGAUUUCAUCACAGCAAAAACAAUGGCUGAAAUUUUAUUUAGAAUGAAACUCAGUUCGGAUUUAAAUUCAGACGAAGAAUCUCAAUCUAAUAAAAAUUAUUACACAGAAAUGUUGAACGAUUCCCAUCAAGACGAUGUGAUAGAAAUGAUCACUGAAAGUUUCUAUUCGAAAGCUGAUUUAGAACAAUGGAUUCUGUCAGAUAUAUUGAGAAGUGAUUAUUCCGAGCUAAUGAAAAAAAUUUGGAUACCAUUAGUUGAGAAGAAUUUCAGUUUUGUGAUAAGAUCAAAAGAAAACAAUAAAAUUCUAAGUGUUGCACUUAAUUUCGAUGCCUUAGAUGAACCAGAAGUAGUAAUUGAAUCAAAGUUAACAGUGAUUUUUGAAUUUUUGGAAUAUUUAGAAGGACCAAUUAGAGAAACAAGAUUGCCAAAAGGUCUCGGAAAAAUAUUUCAUAGUUUUAUGAUGGCAACAGAUCAAAAUGUUAGUGCUGCGGAAAAUGUAUUGUUAAUGAAAGAAAUGGAACAUCAAUGUCUAAUUGUAGCGAGGCGAAAAGGUUUUGCAGGAAUUUUUACCACCAAUACUAGUCCUCUAACGCAGCAACUUGGUACCGAUAUUUAUAAUUAUGAUGUACUUUUGGACUAUCAAGUUAAUCAAUAUGUGGCACCAGAUAAAAGCAAGCCUUUCGGAAAAGCUCCAGACGAACAACGUGCAGUUUGCUCUUGGAAAGCCAUUUAAGGCAAAUAAUUUAUGAAACAAACUAGUUAUUAUAUUUUAAAUAUCAAUAUUUUUUUUAAAAAUAUAAAACUGAGAAAAUUUAAAUUAUUUAACAUCAAAACUAAAAUUGAUUAUAAAGAAAACAUUUCUCUGAACUCAACAAGGACUAUAUGAAAUCUUUGAAUUUCUGCGAUAUUUUAGGAUUAAAUUUACGCUCACUGUAAAUAUUUCGUGUAAAUAAUUAUAAUAUAAAAAUCUA